AAAAUGUGAAGCUUUGCAGCCGGAGAUCAGGACUCUGUCCUCUAGUCACUGUUUGGUUUGAUUAGAUUUAAAUGCAGUUUUAUCAAGAAGAUCUCCUCCCUCUCUACAAUCAGAGGAACUGAGAGUGAGCCUCUAAUGGAGGUUAUUGUUCUCAUGCAUGGUUUAAUGGCAACUGUUCCCAAUAAUCAGGAAGCUGAAAGUCCUGCAGCGCGGCGCUGAUGUGAGAGGAGGGAGUGGCCGGGCAGGAAGGCAGCGGGACGAGGCGGAGCUGGAGGAGGGAGGGAGCGCUGCAGAGCCGCUGGGGAAUCAGGUUUCUCACACCCAGCAGCAGCAGGACUGGAGGAAAGGGAAGGGAGGAGUCAGACUGGGACUCACUUCCCCUCCAGUCCUCCCAGUUUUUAAAGCCUCGGUCUCUCCUGGAGUCGCUCUGAUCCGAGGAGCACAUCCCUCAGGAAAAUAUUCCCACUCAUGUUCCAGAGAUAAAGAUGGAGGCUGAAGGUUCAUACGUCCAGGACGAUCCGCACGUCAAGCUGAUGAUGGCGGGCUCGACUCUGAGGAAGGUCAAGUCCCGUUCCUGGAAGAAGCAGCGUCAUUUCCGCCUGCUGGAGGACGGCCUGACGAUCUGGUACAAAUCCAGAUGGGCGGGGAAGGGCCACUCCACCUUCUCAGUGAUGGACGUGGAGGCGGUGCGUGAGGGCCAUCAGUCUGAGGUCAUGCUGAGCAUCGCCGAGGAGUUUCCUGCCGAGCUCUGCUUCACCCUGGUGUUUCACGGUCGCCAAGGAAACCUGGACCUGGUGGCCGACUCCCCAGAGGAGGCCCAGGCCUGGAUCCAGGGAGUCCGGAAGCUGAUCCACAAAGCCCAGACCAUGGAUGAGCAAGAGAGGCAGGACCAAUGGGUGCGAGACUGGUUCCAGAAAGCCGAUAAGAACAAAGACGGGAAGAUGAACUUCAAAGAAGUGAAGAAGCUGCUGAAGAUGAUGAACGUGGAGAUGAACGAAGACAACGCUCUGCAUCUGUUUACGAUGGCCGACAAGUGUGAGAGCGGCUCCCUGGAAAUCGAGCAGUUUGUCCACUUCUACCAGAUGCUGACCCAGAGAGACGAGGUGUGGAAGGUUUUCCAGGACUUCUCUGGAGACGGAGAGCGGCUAACGCUGGAGGAGCUGGAGACCUUCCUGAGGCUGGAGCAGGGCGAAGGGGACCAGAGCUCCCAGCAUGCCCAGCAGCUCAUCCAGCGCUACGAACCCUCUGAGUCGGCCGUGAAGGAAAGCUCCAUGUCGCUGGAGGGUUUCCAGAUGUACCUGUGUUCCCAGGAGGGCUCCAUAUUCAACCCGGCGCUCCUGGAGCUUCACCAGGACAUGAACCAGCCGCUCAGCCACUACUUCAUCUCCUCCUCACACAACACCUACCUGCUGGAGGACCAGCUGAGAGGCCUGAGCAGCCUGGAGGCCUACAUCCAGGCGCUGAAGAGAGGCUGCCGCUGUGUGGAGGUGGACUGCUGGGACGGCAGCGACGGGGAACCCAUCGUCUACCACGGCCACACGCUAACGUCAAAAAUCCUCUUCAGAGACAUUAUCUCAACUCUCAAAGAGUACGCCUUCAAGGUAUCGGACUUCCCCGUCAUCGUGUCUCUGGAGAAUCACUGCGGCGUGGAGCAGCAGACCGUCAUGGCCAGACACCUCCGCCAUAUUUUGGGCGAGAUGCUGCUGACGGCCCCGCUGGACGGACAGAUCCCCCUGAUGCUUCCCUCGCCUCAGGAGCUGAGGGGAAAGAUUUUGCUGAAAGCCAAGAAACUCGGCGGGUUGGAAACCCACCUUGACGAAACGUUGACUGAUGAAGUCAGCGACGAAGACGAGAUGGCGAAUGGUGACGCAGAGAGUCCGAGCGCAGAAGAUCUGCCGGCGGAAACGACGAACAAGAAGUCCAAACUGUCCAGGGAGCUGUCAGACCUGGUGGUCUACUGCAAGAGCGUCCACUUUCACGGCUUUGAGCACGCUCGCUCUCAGGCCAAGUGCUAUGAGAUGUCGUCCUUCUCUGAGUCCAAAGCAAAGAAGCUCGCUAAGGACGCAGGGUCAGAGUUCGUUCGGUGCAACGCUCGGCAGCUGUGCAGGACGUAUCCCAGCGGCCUGAGGACCGACUCGUCCAACUACAACCCUCAGGACAUGUGGAACGUGGGCUGCCAGAUCGUGGCUCUGAACUUCCAGACGGCUGGCCUGGAGAUGGACCUGAACGACGGCCGCUUCAGGCAGAACGGUUGCUGCGGUUACGUCCUCAAGCCCGACUUCAUGAGAGACGCCGACAGCCGCUUCAGUCCGGACCGACCCGAGGACCGGCCGGGCUACAAGCCGGCGCGCCUGUCCAUCCAGGUGAUCAGCGCGCAGCAGCUGCCCAAGGUCAACCAGAAGGAGGGAUCCAUCGUGGACCCGCUGGUCAGGGUGGAGAUCUACGGCGUCCCUCAGGACCAAACCAGGGAGGAGACCAGCCACAUCAACAACAACGGGUUCAACCCCGUCUGGAACGAGACUCUGAACUUCGUCGUCCACUCGCCUGAGCUGGCGCUGGUCCGCUUCGUGGUGGAGGACCACGACAAAACGUCCAGGAACGACUUCAUCGGACAGUUCACACUUCCCUUCACCUGCAUCCAGCCAGGCUACCGUCACAUCCACCUGCUGUCUAAAGACGGGACGGCCAUCCCUCCGUCCUCCGUCUUCGUUAACGUCAGCGUCUCAGAGCUCACAUGAAGGCGUCACGGCGUCUCUGACCUCACAGCUUCACUCCAGUUCAUGUUUUAGUGUUUUAGUUGUUUCUAAACUCAUAGAAAACUUUCUAAUGUUUACUGACUCACCUGGAACAUCGUUUUUACAUUUUUACCUGGACUCACCU
Molecule: messenger RNA, 2880 nt
Organism: Poecilia latipinna (sailfin molly)
Lineage: Eukaryota; Metazoa; Chordata; Actinopteri; Cyprinodontiformes; Poeciliidae
Product: 1-phosphatidylinositol 4,5-bisphosphate phosphodiesterase delta-4
Exons: 16
Coding region: 486-2738 (750 amino acids)
Biological process (GO): lipid metabolic process; intracellular signal transduction
Cellular component (GO): plasma membrane
Molecular function (GO): phosphatidylinositol-4,5-bisphosphate phospholipase C activity; calcium ion binding
Source: RefSeq, a predicted model, not a curated record